Molecule: messenger RNA, 619 nt
Organism: Eublepharis macularius
Lineage: Eukaryota; Metazoa; Chordata; Lepidosauria; Squamata; Eublepharidae
Gene: SEC61B
Product: SEC61 translocon subunit beta
Exons: 4
Coding region: 80-370 (96 amino acids)
Biological process (GO): intracellular protein transport
Cellular component (GO): Sec61 translocon complex
Source: RefSeq, a predicted model, not a curated record
CGAGGCCCCCUCUUCGGUGGCUGAGAGGCUGCGCGGCGGAGGCUCCUUUCGUCCGCGGAGGGUCGACGACGCCAUCGCCAUGCCAGGGCCGAAUCCCAGCGGGACGAGCGUGGGCGCCUCGGGGCGCUCCCCCAGCAAAGCGGUCGCCCCCAGAGCCGCAGGAUCCACCGUCCGGCAGAGGAAAAGUGCUAGCUGUGGAACAAGGAGUGCGGGUCGUACCGCAUCUGCUGGCACAGGGGGGAUGUGGAGAUUCUAUACAGAGGAUUCCCCUGGUCUCAAAGUUGGUCCUGUUCCAGUUCUUGUAAUGAGCCUUCUCUUUAUUGCAUCUGUAUUUAUGUUGCACAUCUGGGGCAAAUACACACGGUCGUAGAUUUGGCUAGUCCCAUCAGCCAACUUGAAAACUGCAGUCUGGACCAAAAGUAUAAUGGAUUUUCAGGUUUCUUUUCCUUUGGUACAUCCUUCUAGAUCAGUUGAAGACAACUCUUGCCUUUUGGUUGGCUCUGGUGUUAAAUGGACUCUUAAACUUCCUCCUUGGGGUUUUUGAUUCCUUUCUGUCAGAAGUCGUGAUGUCUGUGCGUACACACUUGCAGUUGGUUUCAUUAAAAUUUGUAUACAUAAA